Messenger RNA from Plenodomus lingam JN3, 1695 nucleotides. NCBI's taxonomy places the organism in Eukaryota, Fungi, Ascomycota, Dothideomycetes, Pleosporales, Leptosphaeriaceae. The record is from RefSeq and is a predicted model, not a curated record.
AUGGCAAAGCAGGCUCGACUAUUCUUCACCUCGACGCCUGCCCCUCCCGGCGCUGACUCAGCGGGAAGUGCUGGUUGUGCAUCACGUGAUGUUCGCGACAAGGCUGUCGCGUCCGGCGCGUCCUUUGUGUCGGCCGAUGAGACUUCGAACGCGGCAUGGCCAUGCACAACCCAAACAUCUUACCACCCCGUUCCGCCCAUUACGCCCCCCGAAUCGCUCAUGGAUACUUCCUACGACUUGCCGGAUUCGACAGACUGGUUAUUAACGUCAUUGCCCGGAUUCGAGGCUGUCGAGGCCGCGCUUCGGUGCGAAGUCUGCAAGGAAUUUCUCAGUAAUCCUGUCAUUACUUCCUGCUCGCACACAUUUUGCUCGAUAUGCAUACGCAGAUGCAUUACAGCGGACGGGAAGUGUCCAAGCUGCAAGACGGGUUGUUCCAGCGAUAAAUUGACGCCAAAUAUUGCGGUUAGAGAAGUGGUGAUGCGAUUUCAGGAGGCAAGACCAAAGGCCCUGGAAUUGGCACGCGCAGACAAGGAGGACACGGUCGAGAUGCCUAGUGGGCAGAAGCGAAAGUUGGAAGACACGGAAAUAGAGGCCGAGGACGAGAAUACUAGACACACUCGCUCAGGGCAGGCUAGAGGCAAGAGGCGCCGUGAAGGCGCGGACCAAGAUGGGCCAAUUGAAAUCGCAGAUAGCGAAGCAGAAAGCGAUCCGGAAUACUUGCCUGAGGGUAUGGCGAAAUGCCCAAUCUGCAACAAGAAGAUGAAAGCGGAGCAAGUCUACAAUCAUCUAGACGUAUGUCCGGGCCCGGAUACGUCGUCGUCGUCGCAGGGGCGAAAUACCCGGUCAAAAACCAAAGCAAUUUUCCCCACGACCCUCACAAGACGGAAGAAAGAGACCUCACCCCCGCCAACCCGAUUAUCACAACUCAACUAUGCCAUGUUGAAAGAGACUGCGCUGCGUAAGAAGCUUCAGGAGAUUGGUAUACCAAACUGGGGAGAUAAGACUCUCUUGAAGCGACGACAUAUCGAGUGGCUCAACAUCUACAACUCAAAUUGUGACGCCGACGGCAGUGUACGGAAAAGUAAACGACAACUGCUUAGAGAGCUGGAGGAGUGGGAACAGACACAAGGCGGCCGCGCAGAAAGCAGAGAAAGCAAAAUCAUGAAGAAGGACUUUGAUGGUGACAGCUACAUGAAAUCUCACAAGACCGAAUUCGACGACCUAAUAGCAAAGGCGCGGCGAAAGGUUGCUGCGAAGAAAGUAGACACUGCUGCGGAGGGGGAGGAUGAAACUGCAGCAUCCAGCGCAUCCAAUGCAGAUAUACCCCCACAACCACAUCCACCACCACCAACAUCCGAACCACCACCCACCACCUCAGAAACAUCCACACCAAGCCUCCCACCACCCACCUCACCAUCCCACAACAGCCCAAACCCACCCCCAACCCCCAACCCCAAUAAGCCCUACGAAAACAACGAACCAGCACUAGCCAGCAUCCGCGCCAAAGUCGAAGCCGCAAACGAUCCCGCCAACCGUCGACCCUCGCUGAAAACCGAAUCCUCGCUCGAGAGUGCGCACGCUCGGGGCUCGGAUACGCAGACGGGACUGCGGAAUCCGCUCGGCGGACCUAGUAGGAAGGUGCCGAUGUUUGAGGUGCCGUUGGAAGGGGAGGAGGGGGGUGGUGGGGCGGUGUAG